AUGCAGCUGCAGCACCUCAUGGCUCAGCACCCUGGCGCUACUGUUGUGGUUGCUGGUGAUUUUAACUUGUGCAUAAAAAAACGAGAACCUCACUUGGGUGCUCAGCUGACGCAGUUACUGUCAACUUAUGGUUUUCAUCUCGCUAACACGACUUGUGCUACCUAUCGACCUGCCGGCACACUCCUCGAUAUAAUCGCUACCAACCGACCAGAUGCAGUGACUCGUCGAGGCGUCACCAGGUGCCACUAUGGAUCACCUCACGAUUUUACCCGAAUAGUGCUGCGUCACGUGAGUGCUGCAGGUCGGAGGAGAGCCGUUACCGAGGCGCGCCCGAUCUCUCGCAUCGACGACGCCGAGUUCAACUGGUUACUGUCAACCAGCGACUGGUCCGACCUGCAUCGCGCCGCCUCGCCGGACGGCAAGUGGGCUGCGUUUCUCGGGACAUUUACAUCUCUGCUGGACCGCGUGGCGCCCCGCCGGCGCGUGAGACUCCCUCCGCCGGGCGCCCCGCGUAUCACGGACGCGACACGUGACCUGCUGGCGCGGCGGCGCGCGCUGCUCGGUCCCGGUCAGAACCGCGCUGACUACAGGGAUGUAAACCGACUGUGCCGAGCCGCAAUUAGGAGAGACCACGCCGCCUACUACACCGACCAGUUGCGGGAAGCCGGGCCGACGCGAAUGUGGUCGGUGCUGCGGCCAGUCAUUGGGUCGGGGAAGGGUACCGCCGCUGCCCCGCCGGCCUGCACACCGGACGCUCUCAAUGAGUGCUACGUGCGUGUGGGUCCGACAACGGCGGCCAGUGUGCCGGCGCCGCAGACGGCGAUACCGAGUUUACUCCCGCGUGUGAUGUCCUGCGUUUUUCGACUGCACUCUGUCGGUUUAGAUACCCUGUAUAGUAUUGUAAGCUCUAUGAACAAGUCAAGUCACACAGGCUUAGAAGGAGUAAGUGUCGACAUGUUUAGACGAUUUUUUCAUGGUGCAGGACCAGCACUAGUAGAUAUUGUCAACUGUAGUCUUGAGACCGGAAUAGUGCCAGCAACUUGGAAACACGCAUUAGUUACCGCCUUACCAAAAAGCUCAGACAGCCACAAACCGUGUAACACGAGGCCUAUAUCAAUGUUACCAGCCAUUAUGAAGGUCUGCGAACGUGUAGUACAGGGUCAGCUCGCCGAGUAUUUUAACGAUCAUCAUUUAUUUACUGACGCACAGCAUGGCUACCGGCGAAAUCGUUCCACCGAAACCGCCUUAUCUGUGAUAACCGACAAAGUGUACCGUGCGAUGGACAGUGGCGAAAUAUCCAUUUUAGUGUGGCACGGCUGA
Messenger RNA from Amphibalanus amphitrite, 1320 nucleotides. RefSeq lists its product as uncharacterized. Bases 1 to 1320 code for a protein of 439 amino acids. The record is from RefSeq and is a predicted model, not a curated record. The transcript has a single exon. NCBI's taxonomy places the organism in Eukaryota, Metazoa, Arthropoda, Thecostraca, Balanomorpha, Balanidae.